Phodopus roborovskii (desert hamster) is the source of this 1241-nucleotide messenger RNA. Its product is annotated as serine/arginine-rich splicing factor 3-like. Gene Ontology annotation, cellular component: nuclear speck. Gene Ontology annotation, biological process: mRNA splicing, via spliceosome. The coding region runs from base 39 to 530 and encodes 163 amino acids. Gene Ontology annotation, molecular function: RNA binding. NCBI's taxonomy places the organism in Eukaryota, Metazoa, Chordata, Mammalia, Rodentia, Cricetidae. The transcript has a single exon. The record is from RefSeq and is a predicted model, not a curated record.
GGGGUUUGAACCUCGGUGUUUGAACCCAGGAUCUCGAAAUGCAUCGUGAUUCCUGUCCACUAGAUUGUAAGGUGUAUGUAGGUAAUCUUGGAAACAAUGGGAAGACUGAACUAGAGCGGGCUUUUGGCUAUUAUGGACCACUUCGAAGUGCGUGGGUUGCUCGGAACCCUCCUGGCUUUGCUUUUGUUGAAUUUGAGGAUCCCCGAGAUGCAGCUGAUGCUGUCCGAGAGCUGGAUGGAAGAACACUAUGUGGCUGUUGUGUGAGAGUGGAACUGUCGAAUGGUGAAAAAAGAAGUCGCAAUCGUGGCCCGCCGCCCUCUUGGGGCCGUCGCCCUCGAGAUGAUUAUCGAAGGAGGAGUCCUCCACCUCGGCGAAGAUCUCCAAGAAGGAGAAGCUUCUCUCGAAGCCGGAGCAGGUCACUUUCUAGAGAUAGGAGAAGAGAAAGGUCUCUGUCUCGGGAGAGAAACCACAAACCAUCUCGGUCUUUCUCUAGGUCUCGUAGCCGAUCUAGGUCAAAUGAAAGGAAAUAGAAGACCAGCUUGCUAAAGAAGUGGUGUACAGGAAAUAACUUCAUUUGACAGGAGUAUGUACAGGAAAUUCAAGUUUUGUUUGAGACUUCAUAAUCUUGGUGCAUUUUUAAGAUGUUUUAGCUGUUCAAAUUUGCUUUGAACUUUAGUUUUUCAUAGACUGAAAUAAACCUAGAUCCUGCCCAGUUAAAGUGCGAUGUGCUAAUGAUACAGAAACCACUGAUAGAAAUGGAAUAAAGCUCUAGUUUGUCUAGUAGCUGGGAUAUGGUGUGGAGCUGUGGGUAAAAUGAUUGGCAGUCUUUAAAAACUGUUAGUGAACACCAGCUAACAGGUAAAGGAUGGGAACUGCACCCUGAAGGCUUUCAGAGGUUCCUUACUGAUUGCUAUAUAUGGACGCAUAGCUGCAACAUUCUUUAUUUGGAAAUGGAAGACUUUAAGUUACCAGUGUCCUAUCAGUGUAAGGGUACAUUGUAGAGCUGAACCUUUGAGUUACUGUGCAAGAUUUCUUUUUCAUGCUGUCAUUUAUAAUAUGUUUGUGAGAAUCCUUGGGAUUAAAGUUUUGGUUACAAAUUGUUGUUUAACUUGAAAGCUUGUUUUUCCUUGCACACUCAAAAUCUGUGAGCUUGGUAUCAAGUCCAAGUAUAACAUUCCUAUUGGAAGCCAUACUUAUAUUUUCUUGUAAAGUGCUUUUGGAUUAAUAAAAUACUAGCAUAA